Cydia pomonella (codling moth) is the source of this 5863-nucleotide messenger RNA. RefSeq names its product E3 ubiquitin-protein ligase HECW2 (gene Hecw). Gene Ontology annotation, biological process: regulation of dendrite morphogenesis. The record is from RefSeq and is a predicted model, not a curated record. Gene Ontology annotation, molecular function: protein binding; ubiquitin-protein transferase activity. The coding region runs from base 221 to 4822 and encodes 1533 amino acids. The transcript has 17 exons. Lineage: Eukaryota; Metazoa; Arthropoda; Insecta; Lepidoptera; Tortricidae.
UAUCAUUUUAUCCCGUACUACUGAAAUUAUUGAUUAAUAUUUUUCUGUAUUAUUUACUUCGACAUAAUUACCUUAAAAAGAAUUAUUACGAAUAUUUCGUACUGGUAAGGCAUUCGCUUCUGUAAACUUGUUACGGCCAGUUAUCUCUGCCUAUAAUCCUUUUAUCCUGCAGUGCACAUAAUGGCAUAGACGAUGUGUACAUAAUACGCGACUUAGAGACAUGUCAGAAAAUGACGCUUGUGCAAGUGAUCAAAAUACAGAGGAAAACAGUUCUGAAGUGAAUGAUGUCGAGAAAUGCGUUAAAGAAGAUACCGAAAAGGACAGUGAAAAAUCGGACAGUGUCAAAAACGUGUCAAAGGAUGAAACGGCGACGGAAGAUAAAGUUUCAGAACAAAAAGGGACUCUGGAAUGGGAACUGGACGGUUUCAAGUGUAAAGUGAAAUGGAACUUUCCGGAAGGGACGACGACGCCGAAGGACUACAUCGCCUUGUGCUAUGCAGAGUCGGGCGGCGUCGUCGGGCGCGUGCCGGCGACCGGAUGCGCCAGCGGCGGCAUAAUGUGGCUGCUUGAUGAGCCCAAUCAGCCGUACGAAGACUGCGAGCAGCUGCUAUGUUUCCGGUACUACAAUGGCGAGGAGGAGGAGAUGGAAGCGGAGGCGCCAGCGCUGCCCGCGCGGCUUCGCGCGGAGCUACGCAAGCUCCCACAUCGCUUGAAGGAAGGCGUCUCGCGCAAGCGCGGUGGCGAGCGGCAACCACCGUUCUCGUACCACAACGAGAGCUUCGAGCUCGGCUCGGAGCCCGACCCCGCCGAGGUCGCUCGCCUCGUCGACAAAUGCUCAAUUAGCACUUUAGAAAGCAACGGGAACGAGCCAAAACUCGAACAAAAAUGUGAUCCUAGCAAAUUUGUAGAUACUAGUUUAAGUAAAGAAUCUCGAUCUGUAAAUAAUGAAUCUCGCGCGACGUCGUCGGGGGUGAAAAAGAAAUGUCCACCGCCGGUGGACACGGGUGGUGGGACGGACCUCGGUGUCAAGAAGAAGUCUAAAAUCAGCGGUUUCGAAUCACCUACGUCGCCCGGUACGGAGUACUACAAAAUAUGGUCGCCAAAGAAUCCUUGUAAGAUAAUGAAGUUUGUAUAUGAGGUGGAAGGAGGGAAGGUUCCUGGGGAAGGUCCGCGGUCUCCCGGGCCGCCGCUGCCGCCGCGCGCGGCGCACAAACCGCUGGAGCGCUCAAGGGCGCUCUCGCCUCCGCCCCACCCUCCGCAAGUGCCGCGACAUCGAAAACCCAAAAAACUCACUCAACCUGAAGACUCGUUCAACUUCGAAUUGAUCGAUACGGAUGAGCAGUUUUUUACAGACAACAAUAUCUCUAAUUCGGCGACGCUUCAGAGCGGAAUCAACGACUUUAAACCGGGAGAGUUUUACACCGGCAAACAGGUCGCCAUGUCUUCUACGGCGAGCUUCUGGCGAGGCGGGCAGAACGUCGCCCCGCUUGCGACGCCCGAAACCGACGGUAGCUUAUGUGAAUCUACAAUAUCUUCUAUGAAAUUAUCUAGGUUAGUAGAUGAGAAGAAAUCUAAAGAUGUACCUGAUGGUUCGCCUAGCGUAAGUAGGAAUAAGGUAUUAUUUAUUAAAGAUAUUGGGCCCGAUAACUACAUCACGACGACGUUCGCGAGGAAGGAUAAGGCCCCGACUGAUACCGUUGACGGUACGAAUCUCACGCCAAACCACGCCAAAUCAGAGGAGAAGGCGCAGCAUACGUUUUUAAAUGACAUUAGCAAUCACUCAGAAUUUGAGGAUGAUAAUAGGAACCAGAUAGAAGAGAAAGAAAUUACGACUUUGAAAGGUCACAAACCAUUGACGAGGCAGAAUUCAGGUCGCGCUACGCCUACAAUGAUGACUGCGUUUUUAAAUUCGCACUCAUCUCAUACCGCAUCGACAACUCAAGAACAGCCCGAUAACGGCAGCUCUAAUGCUCCUAGUUCAUGUAACUCUUCACAUUCGACGUCUCCGGUUGAAGACGGCAACAAGACGCUACCCAGCGUAGGGACGAUGAUUAUGAAUAGGAAGUACUCUUGCGAGAGUUCAACCCCAAAGCAUUCCAGUUUGCCGCGGCAUCUGCUAAAGAACUUGGGUUGCGAAGGAACACCAAAGCAUUCACCGACAAACAGCGGGAUGAAUAGCCCAGUGCGGCCGCAUCCAAGAGUCUUGACAAGGGUGGCAGCUCUAGCGGGGGCAGCACCUCAAUGUCCACCGACACCGACACACCACGCGCGCCGCCCGCGCCCCGCGCCGCCGUCAGACCUCACGCCACCUCCAAUACAAAACUCAGAAAAUUUCGAAAUGGUCGAGUUCACCAACGAACUCCGUACAACAGAGAUCAGAUCUCCCAACAUGGAGUUCGCGAACAGCAACCAUUUCACCAUCGUCCACGCUGGACCUCCUGAGGACGUUGUCCUACGAAGACCUAGACCAGAAGACAGUGAUGAUAAUGAGAAUGCUGUAGCCUCGCCUACGCCUCUAAGGCAUAUGGCGGGCAUAAGACUUCCUUCGAUCCCUGAAAGGGCGUCGAGGCAGAUGGCGUUGACUGGAGAUUUUCCCGCCAAUAUGAUUGGCGGGAUUAUCGAGUGCGAAGAACCUUUACCAGCAGGCUGGGAGGCUCGCAUGGAUAGCCACGGGAGAGUGUUCUACAUCGACCACAUCAAUCGGACCACGACGUGGCAAAGGCCAGGGGCGAAUGGGGCCACUCCGAGAUCGCCUGCGCCAGAGGUGCAGAGGAGGCAGUUAGAUAGGAGGUACCAAUCAAUUCGGCGCACAAUGACGCGCGCACAGCUAGAAGCGGAGCGAGCGUCGCCGCCGCCCGCGCCGGGGCCCUCCCGCGCGCCCGCCGCCGCGCCGCACCCCGCCGCCGACUUCCUGGCCCGACCAGACUUCUACUCCAUCCUGCACAUGAACCAGGAAGCGUCAUCACUAUACAACUGCAACUCCACCCUGAAGCACAUGAUAUCUAAAAUCCGUCGAGACACAAGUUCUUUCGAGCGCUACCAACACAAUAGGGAUCUUGUGGCUUUAGUCAACAUGUUCAGCGACACAGAGAGGGACUUACCGCUCGGCUGGGACACGAAAUUGGACCGUAACGGCAAGCGCUUCUUCGUGGACCACGUGAUGCGGCGCACGACGUUCAUGGACCCGCGCCUGCCGCGCGCGCCGGCCGCGGGGCCCUUCUCGCCGCUGCUGCCCGCGCGGCGCCGCCCGCUCGCGCUCGACCAGAUUGACAUGAAAUACCUUUGCUUCGGAAUCGGGCCCACUCCGGCCCCGACGCCGCCGCCGCGGCCGCCGCUGUCGGCUGGAGACGCGCACGCGCGCACCAUGCAGGAGAUACCCGUCGCGUACAAUGACAAGGUGGUAGCUUUUCUCCGCCAACCGAACAUCAUGUCGAUCCUUCGAGAACGUUGCGGGGGCUCCGGCAGCGCUCCAAGAGACAAGGUCAACGCGGUCCGAGUGGAAGGAGUCCCGGCGCUGAACAGAUACCAGAACGACGUUCAGCUGACCUGCAUGCUAAGCCUGUUCGAACAGGAGAUCAUGAGCUACGUGCCGGCGGAGGGCCGCGCGGCGCCAUCGCCGGCCGCGUCGCCGGCGGCCGCACGCAGCACCCGCGCGCCCGCGCCGCAGAGACGGGACUUCGAGGCUAAGCUGCGGGCGUUCUAUAGGAAGCUGGAGAGCAAGGGCUACGGCCAGGGGCCCGGAAAACUAAAGCUCCACAUCCGCCGCGAGCAUCUUCUAGAAGACGCAUUCCGCCGCAUCAUGUCCUGCGGCAAGAAGGAACUGCAGAAGGGCAAGCUCUGCGUGCUCUGGGACGGCGAGGAAGGCCUGGACUACGGCGGGCCCAGCCGGGAGUUCUUCUUCCUGCUGUCGCGGGAGCUGUUCAACCCGUACUAUGGACUGUUCGAGUAUUCCGCCAAUGACACAUACACAGUCCACGUGUCGCCUAUGUCUGCGUUUGUCGACAACCAUCAUGAGUGGUUCCGAUUCUCCGGCCGCGUGCUAGGCCUGGCGCUGGUGCACGGCUACCUGCUAGAAGCCUGGUUCACUCGCGCCCUGUACCGCGCCCUGUUGCGGCUCUCGCCCGCGCUCGAAGACGUCGACGCGCUGGACGCGCAGUUCGCCGCCUCGCUGCGGUGGUUACAGUCCGCCCGCUGCGUGUCAUCACUAGAGCUAACAUUCGCGGUGUCAGAACGUCUCGCGGACGGCCGCGUGCUGGAGCGCGAGCUGAAACCAGGCGGCCGCGAUGUGCCCGUCACGGAGAGGAACAAGAAGGAAUACCUCGAGCGGGUGGUGCGCUGGAGGGUCGAGCGCGGCGUGGCCGAGCAGACCGAGUGGCUCGUGCGAGGCUUCCAUGAGGUGGUGGACCCGCGGCUGGUGGGCGCGUUCGACGCGCGCGAGCUGGAGCUGGUGAUCGCGGGCGCGCCCGAGCUGGACGUGGCGGACUGGCGCGCGCACACCGAGUACCGCGGCGGCUACCACGACGCGCACCCCGUCAUCGUGUGGUUCUGGCAGGCCAUCGACAGGUUCACGAACGAGCAGCGGCUGCGCCUGGUGCAGUUCGUGACGGGCACGUCGUCCAUCCCGUACGAGGGCUUCUCGGCGCUGCGCGGCUCCACGGGCCCGCGCCGCUUCUGCAUCGAGCGCUGGGGCCGCGUGGACUCGCUGCCGCGCGCGCACACCUGCUUCAACCGCCUCGACCUGCCGCCCUACCCCACGCCGCAGCUGCUGCACGAGAAGCUGCUGCUGGCCGUCGAGGAGACCAACACCUUCGGUAUCGAGUGAACGCUGUGCGAGUGCGAGAUGGACUUCCGAAACGCCCCGCUAAUGCUAUAGAGCGAUACGGGCGGCCGGUGUCAAAUUUGAGAUGUCCUAUGAGACGAUGCCCAGGUUCUAAAAUGUGCAACGUUUUCAUUGGGUACUUAUACGAACCUAUAUUAACUCGUACAUUUCCAUGCAGUAGUAUCGCUCUAAGUUAGUGUCGUAAAUGAAACCGAAUGUAAAUAGUAGUCAAUUGACAGCGGAGUAGUGCCUAGAUACCCUAUCCUAUAUGUCGAGGUUUGUACUUUAUUAACGCUUGUAUCGUAAGAUAAGUGAAGUGUACUGUGGCUGUGAAACGGGUUCGGUCCCGUGUUUAGAUAUUACGCUUUCGUCACUAAUUUAUAAUUGUAUAUGCUGUAACUUUCCCGAUUUUGUUUUUGACAGCUCCGCUCAUGGCAGCAGUCACCUUAUUACCUACUAAAUAAAAGUAACAGUAAAAAUAAACUAGUGUGAAAAUAGAAUACUGAAAAAAAAAUAUAUCUGUAAUAUCAGUUUAUUUUUAAAAUAUGUCAUAAAUAUUCCAUUACACUGCGCUAGUCAGCUAUUUAAUACCCACAUAAUGCUUAGUUGUGAGUAGUAGAAGCGCCAAAAUAUCCUCUUGUUAUGACCGGCCCCAUAAUAAAGUAUGCUUGUUAUGUUAUAUCAUAAAUUGCAAAGUUAAGCUGGGCAUGAAGAAGAGGAAAACUUUGACUGUUUAAUUUUUAUUUAAAAAUGAAACGAGCUCUUUGUAAGUAACACAUGUAUCAUGCUCAAAAUUAUACAGCAUCAUAAAAAGCAACUGUUCUUAGUAAGAAAACACCUAAAGAUGUGAACAAAUGUAAAUACCUUAUUUAUUGCUUAUGUACUCAUUAAAUUGAUGUGAGUUCAUGUUUAUUUUUAAGUGAUAGCUCUAUUAUGUUGAAUAUUUAACUACCUUUGUGUACUGUUUUAUUGUGUAAAUUUUAAGUCAUUUGUUUUCGUGUGAAAGUGACAAAAUGUGUCAAUAUACAAUAUUACUUACAUAAA